Molecule: messenger RNA, 4197 nt
Organism: Nerophis lumbriciformis (worm pipefish)
Lineage: Eukaryota; Metazoa; Chordata; Actinopteri; Syngnathiformes; Syngnathidae
Gene: rprd2a
Product: regulation of nuclear pre-mRNA domain containing 2a
Biological process (GO): mRNA 3'-end processing
Molecular function (GO): RNA polymerase II complex binding
Source: RefSeq, a predicted model, not a curated record
AGUUACUUUCCCCGGCUAGAAACUUGUUAUUUUGACUUUCCAGUACGAGUGCAACGCAGUGUUCUUCGCUCAGCACGCUAUAUAUUUUUUAAAUCAUAAAAUACACACACGUCCCUUACUUUCACACGCUAAUUGCGUGCAACUGCAAAACGCAGAUCUACUCAGUAGUAAUGAUUUUGUAAUAUGACAUAAUGGCUGCCGAGUCUGUGCUUACGGUAAGCUAGCCGGCUAAGCUAGCAAGCGCUAUAAGCUACAGCUAACUUUGGUGUUUUUUAGCGAGGCCGGGGGUUUUAAAGUCAUGGCGGCGGGUCGAGGGGGCGACGCGGGCGCCUCGUUCGAGGCUGUGCUGGACAGAAAGUUGCUGAACGUGACGAACACAAUGGACUCCAUCCAAGGACUGUCAACGUGGUGUAUCGACUACAAGAAGUACCACAGCAUGAUAGUGAGGCAGUGGAUCAAGUGUUUAAAGAAAUCAGCGGACACUUCACACAAGCUCAACCUUUUUUACCUCGCCAAUGAUGUCAUUCAGAACUGUAAAAGGAAAAAUGCUAUGGUUUACCGUACUGCAUUUGCUGAUGUUCUCCCUGAAGCUUUUUUGCUGUUAAAACAUGAAGGUGAUGCCAAGGUGGUACAAUCUGUGGAGAGGAUACUGGGCAUUUGGCAGGAGAGAAGUGUAUAUUCUGAAGCACUGAUCACUGAGCUAAGAAAUAGCUUGGUCAAAGAAGAGUCCCCACCUGUGACACCUGUGGAGCAAACAAAUCCAGUUGAGUCCAAAGCAGAGCUUCGGUCCAAAAUUGUUGCAGAAUUUGUGCCUCAGGCAUUGAUAGACCAACUUUUACAACACAAAAGGUCUCUGGAGGAGGUGGACCUCGGAGAAAAACAAGUGGCAGCCAUGAGGGUUGACAUAUGCAGUUCUGAUGCGCUCAAGAAACUAAAAGAUAAGGCAGGAGGAAAGAAGUUCUCCAGGGACUUUGAAGAAGGCAGUACUCAGUUACAAGAGUUUGUGAAGUUUUUUGACAAACAAAACAAAACAGGGCCUCCUCUCCUGGAAGCCUUGAGCAACGCAGAUAUCUUCUAUGAGAUGCAGUACAAAGAGGUCAAGAUUGUUGCAAAUGCAUACCAGACAUUCGCUAACCGAGUGUCCCAUCUGAAACGCAAGCUGGACAACCUAAAGGCCACCUUACCAGAUCUGGAUGAGUCGCCUAUUCCUUCACCUUCUGCUGACGCACCGUCUCCAACAGGCUCAGAAUCUCCUUUCCGUGACCUAGAGGUGACCAACCCCAAUCCAGAUAUUGAUGGCUCUGCUAUGGAUGAGGAAGCAGAGCCUCCUGCACCGAGUCCUUUGUCAUCUAUGGGAGAAUCCCCCAAACAUGAGUUGAAUUUUGGAGAAAAUGAUAACCGUGAGGUAGAGGACAUGGACCUGUCAGACGAUGAAUUGGUCAGCGGAGGCAUUAUCGUUGACGAGCAAAUCAAGGUCCCUUCAACAUUGGAUCCAAUCCAUCCAUCCGAUCCCAUCGAUAAAAACACUGAGCCAUUCAAAGCAACAGCUCAGCCUUCCCCCGAUCCAUAUGCUACACCUGUACCAUCUCCGACACACAGUGUGGAAAGUGUUGACAUGAGUAAAAUCGGCUCCAUCCUCAGCAGUAUAAGUUCGUCUAUGAGUACCACAGGACCAUCAGUGGCGAGUCCUUCUGCCGCUAGCCCUUAUUCAUCAGUAGAAACCAUACCUGCUGUCUCUCAGGAUGCCAGUUCUCUGGUUGACAUCCUGUCAAAGGUGGACGUGAUUCCUGCAGAUCUCCUUAGUGCUCUGUCUAAGGUCCAGACACAAGUUGGCCUUGAGGGCAUCACUUCUCUUCUGAGCAGCUCUGCUCCAAAAGUACCGGCCGAGUCCUCCAAUACAGGCAAGACUCCUCCCUCUUCCUCAUUUACUACAGCUUCAGCAGCUCCCACUGAAAGCUCCACUGCCUCCUCUGCUGCACUUGUGCCUUCAUCAUCAUCUAGCGCCGGUGUCGAGCAGAGUACAGGCUCCCUGGUGCCUGCUCAGAACAAGCCACUAUCUGCCCCGAUGCAGGAUGUCCACAUAGACAAAGAAUUGGAAUCAACAAAAUCAGACAGUUUGGAAUCUAAAAUUCACAACUUCCUGCAAGGCAAUCCUGCUUUUAACAACUUUGACCUUAGUUUCACUGUGAAUACACCUCAGAGGGUGGAUAGCCUGAGCCCAGGAACAGGAACAGACACACAGGAUGGGACCCCAGUGCGGGAUGAGGGGGGAGGCACCCCAACCCAGGAUGAGGUUAUGGACAUGCCAGUAGGGCCAAAAAGUGUGGGGCCAACAUCCAAAGCCGGCCAGAACAAUCUCCUACAGAACCCAGAGACCAGCAAAUUGCACUUGCAGGCUAUUGUAGGUCAGAACGGGCAGGGGUAUCAACCAUACCCAUAUGGAGACAAGAAUAUGACAGAACCUAUUGCACAAUUCCAGCCAAUUUCCACUCAAGGUGGAGGUCCAGGCAGCAUAGGUAGUACACAGACCUUUGAGGGCAUGGGUGACGGAGGGUGGUAUGGUAAGACGUACUCUGAGGGGGGCUUCCAGCAACCCACAGGUUACAAUGUGACAAUGCCUGCUCAAAACCAGACAUCUGGUGUGUUUGAUUUCCAAGCAAAACAAACUCAGGAACCUCAAGGGUUUCCUUCUCAGCAAACUUCUUCAGAUUUCUUUAGGAUCCUCCUUCCCCCUGUCCCUAAGUUACCACCCCCUCCAAGGGUCUUUGACCAACCACCUUCGGGGACCAACCAUCCAAUGGCACACGCAGAGAAGCCGGCAGCACCUCAAACAGACUUUGGGGCAUUGCUUCAGAACAGAGGUGUACCUGGGAUGGUGGUCCAAGACCAUGGACCCAAGUCAAUGUUUCAUACAGAUGAAACAUUGUAUGGCAACCCUGAGGACCAAAAUCCUCCUCCAGACAACAUGCACUACCCAGAAGACCACGAGCAUUAUCAUGAAGACGUCCACCACCACCGCGGUCCUCGCUUCCAGAACAGCCCAUACAGCCCACCAGAUGCUCCUUUCUUUCAACGGGGUAGCCUUAGACCUCACCCCCCCAGAAUCAGGGGACGCCUGACUCCCCCUCACUCACCCUCACAGGAUGCUUUUUACAACCAGGAUUUCCAGAGACCGAGCCCCCCUCGUCCUCAUAAUGCGCCUCGAAGGCCACCCCCUCCGCCCCGUUUUGAAAUGCGCCCCCCUGGCUUGAGACCUCCACCUCGUCCCCCACACCCAGCACACCUGUUCCCUAGGGGCCCUCCUCGUGUGCCUUUUCCCCGUUUUCAUGGUCCCGAACCGAGAUUGAGAGGCAAGCGUUUAGUACCCAUGGGAGGGUUGAAUCCUGGUCCCAUGUUUGCUCCGAAAAGACCAUUCCCACCCCCAAGGUACUAACUGUUCAAGUAGUUCAGACAAACCGCUACAAAAGGUCCAGUCACUGGCAUGGGUGAUCACUGACUUAAGAGGGCGUCCAUUAGUGCUGCAUUAGAGGCGAUUAUAAUAAGAAACAACACAAAAACUAUAUCUAAAAUGGAGAACUCGUCAAGAAUCAAGAAAUAAUGGAAGAGAGCAGACCUCACCAGGAAAGAAUCCAGAUGCUCCCAGGAGGCUGCGCAGGAAAAGACAGAAGAUUAAAGAAAAAAAGAGGUGCAUAUUUACUUACAUCUUUUUUUUUUUUUUAUUCCCAGGUUGAAGCUUUUCAGUAAAUAUGUAAUUAAUUGUCAGUUUGAUACAGUUCACAUUGUGUGCAUGGUAUGUGCAUAUGUGGUCAAGUGUCUUUAGCUAGCCUAGAAAGUAUCAAAAUGAAUUAUUUUAUGCUUAAUGUCAGCUGUUAUUUUAGUUUUGUUAGCAGUUUCCUACCGGCCAUUUUCCCACGGACAAAAUAUCCUUAAAUGAAUAUAACGUAUUUUUUUAGUUUUGUGUAAAAUUGAUCUUUCUUCUGCAAGACACGUUAGCAUGAUUGACAGUAAGUUAAGACUCUAAAAUCUAGAUUUGAAGUUAUGGUCUCUUCACUAGUACGGACGUUCGCUUUGGCAAUAGUUCUAUAGAGAUUUCUUUCAGCCUCCCGCCCAUUGCAGAAGCAGUCCAUUUUUUGGAAGAAGAAGGAAGAUGCUUCAGUUUCAUUUAUUUGUACUAAUAAAAGUUGGAUUUUCAAAAAA